Molecule: messenger RNA, 1022 nt
Organism: Cladocopium goreaui
Lineage: Eukaryota; Dinophyceae; Suessiales; Symbiodiniaceae
Source: the annotation of a GenBank genome assembly
GCAAUGUCUGCCUUGCGGCGCUGGUUGUUGCUGGCAGCUCUGUUGGCCUCACCUUGUGCAUGGUCCACUCCAUCACCAGGACUGAGACCUCGGCAAAGUGCCCUUGCUCGGCGAGCUAGCGAGCAGGCUGAGAAGGCUGCGUCCAGGACCAGGGGCAUGCUGGGGAUUUCUCAUUGGAUCCAACAUGCUCCAGGGAAUCAUAUCGAUUUGAUGCAGUCAUAUGAGUCAUCAGUGAAUGUGUCAGCUGUCCAAUUGUAGGCUAGUUACGGCUAGUUGCUUGUGAGGAUCGACAGCCAGGGCAUUUCACUCUUUCGACCCGGAUCUGCCUUUGCAGCAAUAUGCAUUGCCUACAUGGCAGGUAUAGUGGGGGAGCCCUGGGGAAUCCCACUAGCUUUAUGGAUCCAAUGGAUCUGUUUCUUCCACUUCCGAAGCUCAAAGUCCAAGGUUGCAACGGAGCUGAUUGUCUUUGAUUUUGGUAUGCCAAAGGCAGCAUAUCACUUCUACUCGGCAUCACUUCCUUCUCUUGUGGCGUUUCCACAAUGCCUACGCAUCGUGUGCCCCAUGGCGGGGGUUACUGCAGGGAUCGGCUCUGAGGCUCUGCGCCUCUUUCCUCUUGGUUUGCGCAAGUCUGGUAAGCUCCGGAAUGUGCUGCGUGCAGCAGGUCUUUUGCUGCUGCCGGGGCUGUUAAGCUUUGUGACCGCCAUUGGGGCGGUAAGAGCCUUCCUCCGGGAAUGGAGUUCAUUCCCAUGGGGAUCGCGUUCGCGUGGCUUGCAUCACUUGGAAGAGGUUCGAUUGUGGCAUGUGGUGAUGCUUCUGACAUUUCUGGUCUGUAUUUGGCUGCUGAGACGGGCAGAAAACCGGCAAGAGUAGUUAGGAUGUAGCUCCUAGGUCUGAUAGAUUUGUUUUGUAGAUUUAAAGGCCAUUUGAAGCUGCUCAAAGCAUAGCAGCGAGCACGUGCACUGCAGCCGCUCAGAAAACCUACUAUUGUUCGCCAGCGAACUGUGGGAUUUCAAGCCGCAAAA